Diversispora eburnea is the source of this 507-nucleotide messenger RNA. The record is from the annotation of a GenBank genome assembly. NCBI's taxonomy places the organism in Eukaryota, Fungi, Glomeromycota, Glomeromycetes, Diversisporales, Diversisporaceae.
AUGUCAUCAAAUAAAAAUGUUGUUACAAUCGGUAUUGGAGGAGCGUCUUGUUCAGGUAAAAGUGUAACAAGAUUACUUCAAAAAAUUUUACCUAAUUGUACAAUACUUUAUCAAGAUGAUUUUUUUAAGCCAGAAGAACAAAUUCCAAUUAAUUCCAUUACCAACUUAGCAAAUUGGGAUUCACCUGAAGCCAUAGAUUUUGAUGCAUUUAAAGAUUUUAUUCAUCAACUUCAUAGAACAGGACAAUUUCUUGAAUCAUUUGAAUCAAAGGAAGAAAAUGUUUAUAAUAAACGAGAAAAUGAUGAAAAUGAUAAAAAUGAAUUAGGAUUAUCGGUGAAAGAUGCAGAUCGUGAUGUUUUAAAGAAACGAAGGGAAGAAAGAAAAGGUUAUGUUACUCGUGAAGGAUACUGGAUUGAUCCACCAAACUAUUUUGAUGAUGUAGUUUGGCCAGAAUAUGUUAAAUAUAAUAAUAAUCAUUUAUUGAAGGAAAUUAAUGAAUUAACUUAG